Culex quinquefasciatus (southern house mosquito) is the source of this 1087-nucleotide messenger RNA. Its product is annotated as protein strawberry notch-like. The record is from RefSeq and is a predicted model, not a curated record. NCBI's taxonomy places the organism in Eukaryota, Metazoa, Arthropoda, Insecta, Diptera, Culicidae. Gene Ontology annotation, molecular function: histone binding; chromatin DNA binding. Gene Ontology annotation, biological process: regulation of DNA-templated transcription. The coding region runs from base 349 to 630 and encodes 93 amino acids. Gene Ontology annotation, cellular component: nucleus. The transcript is spliced from 2 exons.
AAACUUACAUUGCGUUUUCAGGUGGGCCGAUCUGGGCGGCGAACGGGAAGGCUUCUACAUCUCCAAGCAGGCCCGCAACGGUAAGUACACGGCGGUCCUGGCGGUGGAAAUCGAAGCCGCCCCGCCCAAGUCCAACCUCGGAUCGAAGAAGAAACUGCCGGAAGGCAAGAGCAAGAAGGACAUCAUGUUCCAAAUCUACCGACCCAACACGGGCCUGCAGUUCAAGCACGAGUCGCUGGACGAGCUAGAGAAAAGUACAAGAAGGUGCUGAGCGACGAGGCGGAGUCGCACUGGACGCAGCAGUACGACGCGUCGGUCAACACGUGUUCGCACAGCUACUGGAAGGGCAUGUGCCGGUACGUCACGAUGGGACAGGAGUGCGAGGUUGGCCUGCGGCGACGUACGUACUACGUGCUCUCCGGGUCGGUCCUGUCCGUGUGGGCCCGGGUCGAGAACAGUUUGGCGGCGCGCGUCGGCAACCAGAACCGGAUGCAGGUAAUCAGACUGAAAACCAAGGAAGGGAUCAAAAUCGUCGGUACGCUUAUUCCCAAAAACUGCGUGGAACACCUCGUCAAGGAUCUGAGCUCGGACGCGGAAAAGGUCGAGGAGCAGUCGUUUGCGGUCAAGUGAAUUCGUUCGUUCGUUCGUUCUAGCUUGUUACCCACCUUACAAGAGUCAUAAAAUAGUAGCAACUACCAUUAUUAGCAGCAAACAUACUUAUUCUUCACACUGUAGUCGUCGCCCCUUGGAUAGUGUGUUUUGUGUGCGUUUUUUUCCGCAAGUUUUUUCAAUGUGGUAUGAGUGUGUGAGUGCGAAAGUCGUGUUUAGAACAAACCAAAUUAGGAAUUUUCACCCGUUUUUAGAAAGACAAUUUUCGGAAGCAAGUUUCUCUUUCACCGCGGAACAACAUAUGAUAUGAAGACGCGUUAAGCAUUGUAAACUGAUUUGUUUUAUUUUGUUUUAAUGAGAUAAAAUCUAUUAUGUACAAAGCACACAUCAGUAGAAAUUACCCGCUAGGACUUUUAGGGCAUAAGUUAUUAUUGCUAUGAUACAGUAUAGUGAAUAAAAAAAAUCGUUGUGAUGAAGA